AUGAAAGAAUCUUAAAUCUUUUUUACCCUAACUAAACAAGUAAAUUAUGGAGAGGCCCUCUAUUUAGUCUUCGAUUUCACCAAUUGGGAUUUAACAAAAGCUGUACGGAUGGAAUGUUCAAUGAAUGAUCAUUGGUCGAAAGUUAUUGAAAUCUCUUGUUCUUCCUUUGAAUACAAGUAUGUGAUUGGACCUUACGACAACAUAAUACAGGAGGAUGUAGUGUGGGAGGAAGGACCCAACAGAUCCUCUGAAAACUUGAAGUUGUUGGAAAUGAACCAGAGUAAAAUUUAAUUGGAUGAUGUUUGGGAAAAAAGAAAUUUGAUGUUCUUCUUACUUGACACAAAAUAGAAAAGUAAAAGUAAAAAGAAUCACGAACAUGACAUAUUAUUAUUUGGAUAGGCUAAGGCCUUGAAUUCACCAGUUAGAUUUACUAAAUGUUAAUUAACUCAAAAUACAGAAUUAUACUUUGUUAACUUACAACUUGAACUUGAUGAGAUUAUCAAUCCUAAGGAAGUUCAAAUCUACAUGAAGGUCCAAUUAAAAAAAAGAUAUAUAGAAAUGAUCUCUAAAAGUAUUAAACUUAACUUCAGAAAUUCCCCUGUCAAUAUAUGCCAAGAUAUCUUAUAAGACUCCAAGUAUUAUCUUCUCAAAUGA
Messenger RNA from Paramecium tetraurelia, 654 nucleotides. RefSeq lists its product as uncharacterized. The record is from RefSeq and is a predicted model, not a curated record. NCBI's taxonomy places the organism in Eukaryota, Ciliophora, Oligohymenophorea, Peniculida, Parameciidae. The transcript has 3 exons. Gene Ontology annotation, molecular function: starch binding.